AAUCCCAUUGCCGAGCAGCCCAGCGGCCACUCCCCAUAGCCCACGGUUCCGUAGCUUCUCGGCCUUCUCCUCCUCAGCUUCCUCCCUUUCCCUCUCCCUCUCUUCUGCCUCCUACUUCGAUCAAUCACGCGGCGGAUUCCAGUCGGGGGAAGGCCACGAGGUCGCGAUCGGGGCAAUGCAACGAGUCCUCCGCGCGGCGGCGGCGGCCGCCAGGCUCGCCCACGCGCCGGGCCACCGCGUGCCGAGGUGGGGCCCGGCGGCGGUGGCGAGGUGGCUCAGCGGAGGCAGGGAGGCGAUGAGCUACGACGUGGUGAUCGUGGGGGCGGGGCCCGCGGGGCUCGCCGCGGCCAUCCGGCUGAAGCAGCUCUGCCGCGCCGCCGACACCGACCUCUCCGUCUGCGUCCUCGAGAAGGGGUCCGAAGUAGGGGCUCAUGUAUUGUCGGGGAAUGUGUUCGAGCCACGAGCAUUGGAUGAGUUGAUCCCGAAGUGGAGGCAAUAUGAUGCCCCAAUCAGAGUCCCUGUCUCAUCUGACAAGUUCUGGCUGUUAACAAAGAAUAGGGCAUGGUCACUUCCAUCUCCUUUUGAUAACAAGGGAAACUAUGUGAUAAGCUUGAGCCAAUUGGUGCGAUGGAUGGCCAUCAAAGCUGAAGAAUUGGGUGUUGAAGUAUAUCCAGGUUUUGCUGCGAGUGAGAUCCUUUAUGAUGAAAAUCAAAAAGUUACAGGCGUCGCAACCAAUGAUGUUGGUAUUGCUAAAGAUGGUUCCAAAAGGGAAACUUAUCAGCCUGGUGUUGAAUUAAGAGGGAGGAUGACACUGUUGGCUGAGGGUUGCCGAGGUUCAUUAUCAGAGAAAAUAAUAAGAAACCACAAGCUCAGGGAGAGUGGGCAAGGCCAGCAUCAGACAUAUGCCCUCGGAAUUAAGGAGGUUUGGGAGAUUGAGGAAGGAAAGCAUAAGCCAGGUUCUGUGGUUCAUACCGUAGGGUGGCCUUUGGACUCAAAUACAUAUGGAGGAUCAUUUAUUUACCACCUUGAUAAUAGACAGUUAGCGAUCGGUCUGGUUGUUGCCUUGAAUUAUCGAAAUCCUUUCAUGAGUCCAUAUGAUGAAUUUCAGAAAUUCAAGCAACACCCUGCUAUCAGGAAAAUUUUGGAAGGUGGAACAGUUCUUCAGUAUGGCGCUCGUACUUUGAAUGAAGGUGGCUUUCAAUCAAUACCAAAUCCAGUUUUUCCUGGAGGUGCAAUUAUGGGAUGCUCUGCAGGGUUCCUUAAUGUUCCUAAAAUAAAAGGAACUCAUACAGCCAUGAAAUCAGGUAUGCUGGCUGCAGAAGCAACUUUCAAAGCUCUUACUGAAGGAUCUUCCAUGGAACUGUACUGGGAGAAUCUCAAGAAGUCAUGGAUAUGGGAAGAGCUCUAUAGGGCUCGGAAUUAUAGACCAGCAUUUAAAUAUGGAUUUGUUCCAGGCAUAGCCUUGUCUGCAGUGGAACGGUACAUAUUCAAAGGAAAGUCACCCUUUACACUAAAGCAUGGGAGACCUGACCAUGAAGCAACAGAUAUGGCUAGUUUGCACUCGCCUAUUCAAUAUCCAAAACCAGAUGGCCAAAUAUCCUUUGACGUUCCAACUUCAUUAUACAGGAGCAGCACAAACCAUGAGCAUGAUCAACCUCCGCAUCUCCGCUUGAGGGAUCCUACAGUCCCGGAGAGAGUAAACCUUCCUCUGUAUGCCGGACCGGAGUCACGUUAUUGUCCAGCUCGAGUUUACGAGUAUGUCUCUGACGAUAAAGGUGACCAGAAGCUUCACAUAAAUGCCCAAAAUUGCCUUCAUUGCAAGGCUUGUGACAUUAAAGAUCCAAAGCAAAACAUCGAAUGGACCGUUCCAGAAGGUGGAGGCGGCCCUGGCUACACAGUAAUGUAGACAUUAGCGAAAUAUUGUGCUUGAUACCAUGAAAACAUAAACCGAGGUAAUAAAAUGUCAUCAUGUAUUUGUGUAGAAUGUGUGAUACAUAAACCAAGGUAAUAAAAUGUCAUGAUGUAUUCUUCUA
Molecule: messenger RNA, 2033 nt
Organism: Oryza brachyantha (malo sina)
Lineage: Eukaryota; Viridiplantae; Streptophyta; Magnoliopsida; Poales; Poaceae
Product: electron transfer flavoprotein-ubiquinone oxidoreductase, mitochondrial
Exons: 18
Coding region: 176-1906 (576 amino acids)
Biological process (GO): electron transport chain
Cellular component (GO): mitochondrial inner membrane
Molecular function (GO): electron-transferring-flavoprotein dehydrogenase activity; iron-sulfur cluster binding
Source: RefSeq, a predicted model, not a curated record